Molecule: messenger RNA, 780 nt
Organism: Coccomyxa subellipsoidea C-169
Lineage: Eukaryota; Viridiplantae; Chlorophyta; Trebouxiophyceae; Coccomyxaceae
Exons: 5
Coding region: 1-780 (259 amino acids)
Source: RefSeq, a predicted model, not a curated record
AUGUCCCAGGAGCUUUGGGGCGAGGUGUGGAGGCAGGUGAAGCCCAGCAUAAUUUGUAUGUGCCCCAACAACUUGGAGGCACUUUCCUGGCUGUCAAAGCACAGCAACGAGGCAACGGUGCUGGAUAUGGAGUUUAUCGGCGCCGAAGAGCAGACACAGGAAUUGGUGCAGCAUUCUCUGACUUUGGCUGCAGGUCUCACCACGUUGCAGGCUCUGCGGCUGGUUGCUCGCCGGUUUGAUGACAUCAGCAUCCUGACCCAGAGGCCACUGAGACAUCUGGAGCUGAAGGCAGUCCAUUUCACUGACAAGCGUGGCUUUUACAUGCUGGGUUGCCUGCGCUCUUUGGAGACCCUGGCCAUCCAGGUUCAUGGGGAAGAAGCCGAGCUUCCUGGGCUGGACCUGAGCGGUUGUAGUAAAGACUACGAUGUCCGUUCAUUUCUCACCAGUGUGUUUGCGGCGUCGACCUUCCUGGAGGUGGGAAAUAAUCAAACAGACAUCACCCUGGAGGUGCGUGAGAGCCUCCAGCACCUGGAGUCUCUGAGCAUCAGCGGCCGCAGAGUCAAGCUGAGCACCAAAACAGCACGCAAAACAACGGGGCCUCCGGAUCCACGAGAGUUUCAAGAAAUCGGCUGGGUCAACGGCAUCGAGCGUGACGAGAUGUCCUCAGGAGCAUACACGGCUGCUGUCGAUGAACGCUUGGCAGCGCAUGCUGGCUCUGCAGGCGCAACGGCGGCGAUGUCCUUUGCGCAAUUGCAUAAUCCAGUCUGCCGAUUCUCUUAA